Mauremys reevesii (Reeves's turtle) is the source of this 936-nucleotide messenger RNA. Its product is annotated as olfactory receptor 1509-like. Gene Ontology annotation, biological process: G protein-coupled receptor signaling pathway. Lineage: Eukaryota; Metazoa; Chordata; Testudines; Geoemydidae. Gene Ontology annotation, cellular component: membrane. The coding region runs from base 1 to 936 and encodes 311 amino acids. The transcript has a single exon. The record is from RefSeq and is a predicted model, not a curated record. Gene Ontology annotation, molecular function: G protein-coupled receptor activity; olfactory receptor activity.
AUGGAUGGGGAGAAUGUCACCAUGGUGACACACUUUGUAUUGCUUGGCCUCACCGAGACCUGGGAGCUGCAGCUGGCCCUCUUUGCCCUCUUCUCCAUCAUUUACCUGCUGAUCCUGGCGGGGAACAGCCUCAUCAUGGUGACGGUGGUCAAUGACCGGCGCCUCCACACCCCCAUGUACUUUUUCCUGGGGAACCUCUCCUUCAUCGACAUCUGCCACGCUUCAGUCACGGCCCCCAAGAUGCUGGCUGAUCUCCUCUCUGCAGAGAAGACCAUCUCCUUUGGGGGCUGCAUGGCCCAACUUUUCUUCCUCCACCUCUGUGCCUGCGCCGAGAUCUUCCUCCUGACCGUCAUGGCCUACGACCGCUACAUGGCCAUCUGUCAUCCACUUCAGUACCCCAUGCUCAUGAGCCUGCGAGCGUGCACCUGGCUGGUGGGGGCCCUGUGGUCUGGAGCCACCGUCCACUCCCUGGUGCAGACCGUGCUCACCGUCCGGCUGCCCUACUGUGGCCCCAACGUCAUCGAUAGCUUCUUCUGCGACGUGCCACCUGUCAUCAAGCUGGCCUGCACCGACACCUAUCUGACAGGGGUGCUGAUCGUCUCUAACAGCGGCAUGAUCUCUCUCACCUGCUUCCUGGCCCUGCUAGCCUCCUACCUGGUGAUCCUAGUCUCUCUGCAGAGCCGGAGCGUUGAAGGGCGUCGCAAAGCGCUCUCCACCUGUGGUUCCCACUUGGCGGUGGUGGCGUUGUUCUUUGGGCCAUGCAUCUUCAUCUACACCCGCCCUGCCACCAGCUUCUCACUGGACAAGGUCGUGUCAGUUUUUUACACGAUGGUGACCCCAGUGCUCAACCCGGUGAUCUACACCCUAAGGAACCAGGAGGUGAAGGGGGCCAUGAGGAAACUGAGGGAGAGACAGAUUUUCUCCAGGGGGAAAUAG